Messenger RNA from Naumovozyma castellii, 651 nucleotides. It is a transcript of the gene FUR1, whose product is annotated as uracil phosphoribosyltransferase. The record is from RefSeq and is a predicted model, not a curated record. Lineage: Eukaryota; Fungi; Ascomycota; Saccharomycetes; Saccharomycetales; Saccharomycetaceae. Bases 1 to 651 code for a protein of 216 amino acids. The transcript has a single exon.
AUGUCUUCUGAACCUUUCAAGAACGUUUACUUGCUACCACAAACAAACCAACUAUUAGGUUUGUACACAAUUAUCAGAAAUAAGGCUACCGCUAGACCUGAUUUUAUUUUCUAUUCUGAUAGAAUCAUUAGGUUAUUGGUAGAAGAAGGUUUGAACCAUUUGCCUGUCAAGAACAAGGACGUUGAUACUCAUACAAAUGAAGUUUUCAAUGGUGUCGCUUUUAAGGGUAAGAUUUGUGGUGUUUCCAUUGUGAGAGCCGGUGAAUCUAUGGAACAAGGUUUGAGAGAUUGUUGCAGAUCUGUCCGUAUUGGUAAAAUUUUGAUUCAAAGAGAUGAAGAAACUGCCUUACCAAAAUUAUUCUACGAAAAGUUACCAGAAGAUAUCGCUGACAGAUAUGUUUUCUUAUUGGAUCCGAUGUUGGCCACUGGUGGUAGUGCCAUCAUGGCUACCGAUGUCUUGAUUAAGAGAGGUGUCAAGCCAGAAAGAAUUUACUUUUUGAAUUUGAUCUGUAGUAAAGAAGGUAUCGAUAAAUACCAUGCAGCAUUCCCAGAUGUUAAAAUUGUUACUGGUGCACUAGACAAAGGUUUGAAUGAACAAAAAUACUUGGUUCCUGGUCUUGGUGAUUUCGGUGACAGAUACUACUGCAUUUAA